Molecule: messenger RNA, 1740 nt
Organism: Saprolegnia diclina VS20
Lineage: Eukaryota; Oomycota; Saprolegniomycetes; Saprolegniales; Saprolegniaceae
Exons: 11
Coding region: 272-1546 (424 amino acids)
Biological process (GO): protein polyglutamylation; microtubule cytoskeleton organization
Cellular component (GO): cilium
Molecular function (GO): metal ion binding; tubulin binding; ATP binding
Source: RefSeq, a predicted model, not a curated record
CGCAGCUGACGAGAGCUGCUGCCACGAGCCGCGACCACAUCUGGUGUCGCACACAAGAGGGUGGAAGUGCUGGGUGGAAGAGAGGCUAAAAUUCGAGAAAUUCAGCGAGCUCGAGCGCAACUGUUGGCAUCAUGAGGGUGGACGAAACCGACCCUUGUCCACCUCUGUCCAAGCUUCGAAGUUCCCAGUUGGUGUUAUAGAUCAGAUGGGCGCGUUAUAACGUUGUUCUAGCGGUCGUAACAAGCAAAGCGGCUAAAAACACGCAAGAUCCAUGGACCUCCGCAAGCGCCGGCCCGAGACCCGCGAGAAGCGGACGACGACGACGACUACGCCACGGGAUGCGAGCGUGAAGGUCCGCUUCCGCACGUCGCUCCACAACACGGUUGUCGACGUCAUGGCCGCCCUCGACGGGUGGGAAGAGACCGAGAGCGACGUCGAGUGGGACUUGCACUGGGCCGACGUGGGCUGGGUGCGCGAGAACUUUGACGCCAUGGAGCCCAAGUGGCGCGACCACCAGCGCAUCAGCCACUUCAAGAACCAUUACGAGCUCACGCGGAAGGACCUUCUCAUCAAGAACCUCAAGCGCAUGAAGCGGCAGCAGUCCAAGAACGACCUUCUCGCGUCGGACGACAUACCGGACUUUUGGAGCGCCACGUUCGUGCUGCCGAUGGAGUAUGGCAUGUUUCUCGAGGACUUCAAGCGGUAUCCUGGCGCGCUCUGGAUCAUGAAGCCGAUCGGGAAGGCGCAAGGCCGCGGUAUCUUUCUCUUUGACAAGCUCAGCCAAAUUAGCGAGUGGAAGAAGGACCAUACGUGGAGAACCGACGUUGUCCAGACCAAGACGUCCGAUACGUACAUUGUUCAAAAGUACAUUGAGAACCCGUACACGAUCGGAGGCAAGAAGUUUGAUUUGCGGCUCUACGUGCUCGUCACGUCCUUUUCGCCGCUGAUUGUGUGGAUGUACCGCGCAGGCUUUGGUCGCUUCUCGAGCGCGCGCUAUUCGCAAGACAAGACGACAAUGGACAACUUGUACAUGCACUUGACCAAUGCGUCGGUCCAGAAAACGGCGUCCGACUACGACAAAACCGUUGGCUGCAAGUGGCCGCUCGCGCACCUCAAGCAAUUCAUGGUCUCCAAGCACGGCGUGCAGGCUGUCGACAUGCUCUUUUAUGACAUCCAAAUGGUCGUUCUGCGGUCGCUCCAGGCCGUCCAGCCCAUCUUGAUCCAGAACAAACACUGCUUCGAGCUCUACGGCUAUGAUGUGCUCAUCGACAGCGACUUGAAGCCGUGGCUCCUCGAAGUGAACGCGUCGCCGUCUCUCACGGGAGACACGGACGAGGACUACAACCUCAAGUGGAACUUGAUCAAGCACACGAUGCAGGUCGUCGACAUGGAAAGACAGCGCAGCGGCAACGAGCAGCACGUUGGCGGCUUUGACUUGAUUUGGGACAAUGGCGCCGUCCAAGAUGCCCAACCGAAUGGCUACCUCUCGUAUUUAGGCUGUGCGUUCGAGACAGAGGUUCACCCACCGCGCACCAAGGCCACGUGACGAGGCUUCCACGAGAUCCAAAUGUGCCACCUACCAAAACAUCUCAGAGUGAUGCAGUGGCUCAUUGCGGCAGAGUGAAGAGGAGCGAGAACGCCUGAGGAUCACACACGCCCUGCAGGUCGGGCAGCAGCAGAUGUACAGUACCGUAAUCGUGGACGACGACUCUUUUUAGCCAUUUUCAGACAUUAAUUGCA